Molecule: messenger RNA, 2839 nt
Organism: Homalodisca vitripennis (glassy-winged sharpshooter)
Lineage: Eukaryota; Metazoa; Arthropoda; Insecta; Hemiptera; Cicadellidae
Product: armadillo repeat-containing protein 3
Exons: 1
Coding region: 76-2637 (853 amino acids)
Molecular function (GO): protein binding
Source: RefSeq, a predicted model, not a curated record
ACGUAAAAUAAACACUACAGUAUUUUUGGUUAUUAAAGAUUAAACAUUGCAUUCGGAUUUGUGGUCUGCAUUUUCAUGGUUAAAAGCAAUAAAACUACAAUUUCAAAUAAGAAACAUGAAGACAGAGAGUUGGCUUCAAAAACUGCAUUUGAAAGCACAUCAGUGGAAAUACAGUCAUCACAUACGAUGAUCCUUCUUCUUGCUAGCAAAGAAGAUUUUGUAAUUCUUAAGGCACUGUUUACUUUAGAUAAAUAUGCAUCAAAAAUGGAACAAAAUGCAAGAGUCCUUUAUGAGGAGGGAAUUUUAACAUUACUCCUUCCACUGCUCAACCACUCAGAACUCUUUGUCAAACGAUUUGCCACUAAACUGUUGAGUGAAAUGAACUUUUUACCUCCAGUAACAGAAAUUUUGUUACAGGAAAAGUUUGUUUCACCCAUCAUGAAUAUGAUUAACUUAAUUGAAGAUUUUGUUGUAAAGGAGUUUUCAUUAUGCAUGAUAGCGGAAUUGACAAGAUCGAAAGCUGGACUUUCUCAACUUCUGGAAACAAACCUGAUCCACAUUUUACUUCCUUUAUUAGCCUCUCCAGAUCCAGACAUUAAGAAGAAUUCCCUACAAAUUAUCUACAACAUAAUCCAAGACCCUCAUGAUCACUCAGUAAUUACCAGUUUACCAGAGUUCACCAUAAAACCACUGAUAGAUUUAUUAAUGAGUGAGUACGUAGCCAUACAAAACUUGUCACUUGAUGUCCUUAACAUAUUGACUCAACACAGAAAAGAUAACAAACUUUCAAAAGAUUUUCAAGAUGCAGGAGGGGUUCUGAAGAUUUUGUCAAUUUUAAAGAACUUUGAGUGGAAAGAUGUACAUGGUAAAUGCCUGGAUGUGUUGGGAAAUAUUUACGAUGAUCCAAAUAUUGCCCAGAAUUUUCUGAAAGAUGGAGUCCUGCAGUUGUUUUCUUACAUGGACUUUGUAAAUGACCUGUACCUGAGAAGAAAGGCAAUAGAAGUAAUUGCCAAGGUCACUAAUACACGUCUUGGAAGAAAGGUGCUGGUUGAGAGUGGUUUGAUAUCCAAGCUGGUCAGUAUGGUACAGGAGCAGGGCGUAGGGCUGGCAGCUGCAGUGUGCCAAUGUGUGGCAGGGCUCACCCAGGACUAUCAGGCGCUUCAACAGAUGUUAGAACAGGACAUUGUGAGGGAACUGCUCAUUGUCAUGGCUGACCCAGACAGAGCUUGGGAUUCUCGGACCGCUGCCACUCGAGCCCUCUUUGAGAUUCUACAGCGUGAUGUUGACUCUUGUAAUUUUGUUGUGGAAUCUGAGAUGAAGGAUGUAUUCGAAUCUAUUUUAAGCCAGUAUGAUGAGAAGAUGCCAGCACUUGCUUUGAUCAUGACCUGCAACUGCAUCACAGUCCUUGGAAGUCAUCCUGCCACCAGAAAGAAAGUUGUAAGCCCCAGCUUGAUAUCUUCUCUUCUUGGCUGUUUCAGAGAGCUGCCAGAAGACACAAUGCCUCUGAAGUUAUCAGCAUGUGAAGCGUUGUGCGGCCUGCUAUCGGAGCCAGAGACCCGUCACUAUCUACGAGCACUCAAUGGCUUGGAAACCGUCUGGUCUGCCGUGACCCAACGGCCCAACAAUAUUCAGUUCUUGCAGUCAGCUGCCACUUUCCUUCACCUGUGUGUGACCAAUGACAAAGGCUUCACUGCCACCUUGCUCCGGUUGAAUGCCCUCAACUGGUUGUUGUCACAAGGAGGCCUCAGAAAUGAAUGUCCAGCUUGGGAAGUCGCACUGGAGACGAUUUUAAACAAGUUCUUACCCAUCAAGUUUGCGAUGACUGGGCGACUUGAUCUAACUGAUAUUACUGACUCAAACUUUUACAUAACGAAAUUGAGCUUAACACGGAAUCAGUUGGAUAAAAAUCAAUUUCCGAUACUGGAAUAUUUCAUAGUAAACAACUGUUGCCCAAUUCAAAUUCUGUAUGUAGCAAACUUUGAAGAAAACUAUAGGUUGUCAAGUUCUGGAUCAUUAACAUCAAAAAGGACAGCCUCUACUAAAAGUAUAUUGAGUAAAAAUGAAAGUGUUCUCUCAAUGACUAACUCUUAUAAGUGUGAGAAAUUCAGGUACGUUGAUGUUUACUUGCAGGAGUACAUUGAAACUAUGAAAACAAUACUUAAUAAAAAUGGGUUUUUGAGUAUUGAGUCAGACAGAAAAGACAGUGUUGUGGAUGGAGACACUAUUAAAAAAAAGACAUUACUGAUAGGAGAAUUUGUAGCUAAACAAAUGGGUGGUACAGAUAGAUUUGAACGUUGCUCGAUACAUAAUCUUGACUUGCACGUGAAUGAGCUGAAAGUGGAAAUAAUGAAUAGUAUCAUUCCUGUGGGCUGGAUGAGGGUAGGGCUUCACCUGGAGAGAGCUUUUCUGUUCAAGGUGUUGGCGGACCAGGUGGGUCUGCCCGCUGCACUAGUGAGGGGCCAAUACCACCAGCGGGGGUGGGUAGAAAUAGCAGUCCCCUGCAUUCCUCCAGCCCCUCGCCCAGCCUACCCCCAUCACCUGCUUAGACCCAGCCACGUAGUGGAUCUCAUGGCAUCCCCAGUAACCCUGUAUCCUCUCAACUCCUAUGAAGCCAGUGUCUAUUGUGGAUUGGUUUGAACUAUUUUUUGUUCAUAUCAAACAAUAUUUAUUCAAAACUGGUAGAUGCAUUUCCAUAAAAUUCUUAAAAAAGACUUACAAAAAUAGUGUUUAUAAACUGUGAAGAUUUAUUUGUAAUAGUAAAACGUUUUUGUUGUUCCUGUGUUUGAAUAUUUCAUAUGGUUUCUCAGUAAAUAAAUUGAUGAAAUCAGAUUAAAUUAAA